Molecule: messenger RNA, 2848 nt
Organism: Megalobrama amblycephala (Wuchang bream)
Lineage: Eukaryota; Metazoa; Chordata; Actinopteri; Cypriniformes; Xenocyprididae
Exons: 5
Coding region: 380-2326 (648 amino acids)
Molecular function (GO): protein binding
Source: RefSeq, a predicted model, not a curated record
ACUAGGGAGCGCUCGUGCUACACGGAAGUUCCGAUUUCAACUUCAGCUGUAUUUCACUCUUCAUCACACUUCACAAACAGGGAAAGGAGAAAUAGCAGUUGUUUACUUUUUGCUAACAACUCAGACGACUGUUUACUCAUACAAAAUUGCAGAAUUUGUCAAACCUGUAAAAAUACACGUUGUUGACGGAGCGAGGAAAGUGUUUAGACAUUUAGAGCAAAGGUCCGUCUUGCUGAAUUACUGUACGUUACUUCAUUUGUAAGUGACAUUACAUUUUCAGUGAUUUCUCGUUAUUGCAGCCUCAAUAAUACAUUUAUGGACCAUUCAAACUUAUGGACUUGUGUUAAGACUCAAAAUUAAGUAACUGUCUGGGUCAAAUAUGCCCUUGUUCCGACAACUCGAACCCCCAAAAGAGAGGGGAGGUCAGAAGAAGAAAAAACGCAAGAAUGAAUGGACUGAGGAUGAGGACAAACCUUCCACACUGAUUGGCCUUUGUCUUCAAAGCCUAGCCGAGAACAUGAAGGAGAUGUGGGUGAAAGAUUAUGCCCAAAAGUACAUGGACCAGUAUUUCUUCAGAUACGUCAUUGGUCCUUUCAGCUCAUUACCUGGUGAGUUGUUGGAAGAGCUGUUGUGCAUCCUGUCCUCGCGUAAUUUGUUGACACGUUCGGCCCUGCACCUCCUUCUCCUACCGCAGCUGAGCUGUCUGUCCCUCGCCUCUGCAUGCAGCCUCGUCAAUGCCAACCUCUGCUCCCUUAUUCAGAUACGCUGCCAGAAUCUUCAGUCUCUGGAUCUUAGUGGCGCACAGAAUAUAUCUGCAUCAGUGCUGUGUGAGCUCCUGGGCAGCCAACGUCAUCUCCGUUCCCUCUCCUUAGCUGGAACUCUGUGUGAUCAGAGAGUGAUAUCAGUGGUUUGCCGCCAAUGCCCCAAGCUGAAACACCUGGAUGUAUCACGGUGCCUUCACAUCACCCCUGCAGGCCUACUGCCUCUGGCUUACCAAGAACCCCUUGUAAAGAAUUCAAACACCUUCAGAAGUCUGCUGGCUUUGGAUAUUGGUUUAGCAGAAAACGAGAGAAAUGCAGUAGCUGCAGUUGCAUUCCUCCUGCUUAGCUUGCCCGGUCUUCAGAGGUUGGCAGUGGAGGGACUGGGGCAGGCUUGUGUUCUCAUACAGAACAGACAGUUUGAGGUGACAGACGAGUUCACUAGUAGAGAAGGUGUGCCAUGCCUUAAAGACAUGUGGGCGAAGCGGACACAGGAAGAUCGCUUGAAAGACAGCAGUUUACUGAGUGCAGAUGGAGUUGAGAGUUUUACUUUGGAAGGAAAAAUAGAUGAAUGGUUAUCAUUAGAGGAGAGUCACAUGGAUUCUAGUGAAACUACAAGGAUAAAUGAAUGGACAGAGACUUCAGGAGAGGGUUAUGGAAAAGAUGGAUGUAGAAGUAGGGAUUGUAAAGGAAGGGAUAGUGUGACAACAUCUCUUAAGGAUGUACAAGGAGUGUCUCUGGAUACUUUGGAGGCAGUAGGGAAGAUCUGCCCUGACCUGCAUGUCCUCUCUUUGGACUGUCUCCAGAGUAACGGUCAUGGGAAUGCUGACCACUUCGAACAGGCAACAAUUUUAGCCAGAGGACUUAGUAGGUUUUCUGGACAGCUACACUCUCUUUCUCUACAGUUUGCUGGUCUUCUGUCUGAUGUGGUUCCUGCCCUGAGAGCCGCAGGCUCACACAUGCUCUCGCUCACCUUGGAAGGGAUCAGAGCUGAUGGACAUACUCCUCUUCUGGAGCUCAUUCAUGCCUGUCCCAGACUCACCUCUCUCACUGUUCAUUUAGACCCACCCAGCACUAAUUUAGAUGGAGAUGAUGAUGAUGCAGAGGAUGAGGGUGAAGAUGAAGGCCUUCUUUCUAAUCUGCCAUGCCUUCCACACCUUCGCUCUUUAACACUAAAUUUUUCAUUGGAUGAACAACAAAUGAAGCCUGCAUUCUGCUGGAGGUCUCUAAAGGGAGUGCUGUGGGCACUACUUAGGGGUGCUUCACUCCUUCAGAAGCUCUCGCUAAUCGCUGUUCCCUGUCGACUGGACCCUGUUUUCAAACUUGUCCUGAAUCAUCCGGCCAAACCCCUCGGGGCCCUAGACAGUCCCCCGCUACACUGCCUUAGAUCUGUUAGUCUGAACCGCUCAGAUAUCACUAUGGAGACUGUAGUACAUAUUGUAAACGCUUGUAGGCGCUUAUCCCAUUUGGAUUUAAGUGGCUGUUGGGCAAUGACUUUGAGCAAUAUCACAAAGUUACAAAGCAAAUCCAAAAGGAGGCGCCACACACUGCAAAUAACAUGGACAUGAGCUGGGGAAAGAAAAGGCCAUGCUGAGAUUGAAAAAUAGUAUGUGAUUUUCGAUUUAUAUUUUUAUGUUCUUUUCAUGUAGUCUUUUACAGGCACCUUCCUUGUUUUGCACACUGGCCUUGCCAAAAAAAAAAAAAAAAAUUCUGUGGGAUUAUUCUAUGAAACUGAUAUAUUCUAGAAAAUACAUUUAUGAAUAUAAUAUGCAUUUAAUCCAGUUAUACAUUAUACAUAAUGUGCAUCAUUAAUUAAAGAUGCAUGGAUAAAAUAGUUUGAUACCAUUACAAAAAUUACCAUGCACUGUUCAUUAUUAGAUUUAUCAAUUGUCCUGUCCAUUUUCUAUCCAUGUAGGCCCAUUUUUAUGGCCUUUGAGAUUUAAAAUUGUGUACCACAAUCUUUUUUAUUUUUUUUUUUACAUUUAUUUUAACUCUGAUCUUAUGUAAUAAAUGUGUAAUAAAUAAUAAUAAAAUAUUGUUGAGCAAAGAUGAACGUGUACCAAUAAAAUAUUGUAACGUUACUCUUUUAA